This is a messenger RNA of Lasiosphaeria miniovina, 1038 nucleotides long. RefSeq lists its product as uncharacterized. The record is from RefSeq and is a predicted model, not a curated record. NCBI's taxonomy places the organism in Eukaryota, Fungi, Ascomycota, Sordariomycetes, Sordariales, Lasiosphaeriaceae. The transcript has a single exon. The annotation marks the transcript as partial.
CUGGCGCAAGCACAGAGCGCGCGCGCCACCUUCUGGACAGUGUCGAGCUUCUUCGUCGAGACCUUGACGGUCGAGAAGCUGGUCGACUCGUGCACCACGUCGUGUAGGUCGUACACGUACACGACGACCAUGGAGGUCGCCGACACGGCAAAGCCGACGGCGUCGCCCCUCUCCACGUCCGCCUACACAUACUUGUCAUCGGACGUGACGGUAGUGUACGUGUACCUGCCGGCGGGCUCGGUGCCCGAGAGGGACCUCGUCACGACGUCGACCUACUCGCCGACGCCGUCCAACGUCUACAUCAAUUAUGCCGUCGAGUUCACCAUGACGGCGCCAAUCUCGUGCCCGACGGCUUUCACCGUCGUCACCAACACCGCAGUGUACAUCCCGUACAUGGUCACCAAGGACAUCAAGCCCACGUCGACCGCCACGUCCGUCUACACGUCGUAUAACGGCGGCCUGUACACGUAUCUCACCGAGUUCGUCGCACCCAGUGCCGUGCCCCAGUCCGUGGGCGACCCGACCUCGAACUACUACUACUCGUACUACGUCAAGAGCUGCCGCAACCCCACCGCGACUGGCGCUGCGUACUAUGGGCCUGGCUACUCGGACGGAAGCGGAAGCAGCAGCAACAGUGGUGGCGGCGGCGACAGCGGCCUCAGAAGCGGCGGCGAUGACGAUGACGACGAGGACUGGAGGGUUUGCUCGCUGUUGACGGGGUGCACGGGCCUGAAGACGUGGAUCAUCGUCGUCGCUUCGGUGAUCCCGGGCAUCUUUGUGCUGGGCUUCCUCGAGUCGUGGCUGUGGUUCCGGCAGCUGAUGCUAGGAAAGACGGCGCUUCGCUUCGGCACCAUCUGCUGGUGCUUCCUUUCGCUGUGGGUCAUCUGCUUCACGCGGCGCUCGCCGGCGCGGACUGUCGAGGACCAAGCAGUGCUCAAGCAGCAGUGGGCCACCAUCUCGGGCGGGAAGCGCAUCAAGCUGUGGUUCAAAUGGGGCUUUCGGCACCGAUAUCCUGUCGAACUGCUCGGCCCCGAUCCC